CGGCGCUGGGGCCGGCGCGGCUCCGCUCUGCGGAGCGGACGGGAGCGGAGCGGCCGCCGCUGCCGCCGCCCAGGAGAGGAGCCACAGCCGGAGCCGGAGCCGGAGCCGUGGCCGUGGCCGGGCCGGCGGCAGGCAGCCUGUCCUGCAAUGACCCAGAGCACCUGAGGCCCGGCAGCUGUGGGGAUGGAGCUGAAGGUCUGGGUGGAUGGGAUCCAGAGGGUCGUGUGUGGAGUCUCGGAGCAAACCACCUGCCAAGAAGUGGUCAUCGCCCUGGCACGGGCCAUUGACGGGCCGCUAUGUGCUGGUGCAGAAGCUGCGGGAGAAGGAGCGGCAGCUGCUGCCGUUGGAGUGUCCCCUGGAGUCGCUGGCCAAGUGUGGGCAGUAUGCCAACGACGUGCAGUUCAUCCUGCGGCGGACGGGCCCCAGCAUGGCCGAGCGGCCCUCCUCGGAGGGUGCUCCCCAGGCUCCCGAGAGGACGUUCAUCCGGGCCAGCUUGCCCAUCAAGCCCAGGCUCACCAGCAUAGAUGGACCCCGUUCCAGGGAGCCCAAAAAAUCCAUGACCUUCAGCCUGGGUCCUACAGGCUCCAGCGACCUGUUCACCGUCAGCCGAUGGAGGCACCAAACACGGGAUGGGCUAGACUUGGAGGCUGGUGGUGUUGUCCAGCCCUCCAAGGAGGAGCUUUUUAGGAGAGUGCUGCAGCAGCAGGAGCAGCUGCAUUCCUUGGAGGCCCAUAGGGACACCCUAGAAAUGGACCUACGGCUCUGGGAGCGCAGCCGGCUUGCUGGGCAGGAGAAUGAGAUCCUCUAUCUGGAGCAAGUGGUGCGGAGGAAUGAGACGGAGCUGGGUGAGGAGGAGUUCUGGCAGAGUGAGCUCCGGCUGGAAAAGGAGUGCGAGCGGGAGCGACAGGAGCGAGUGAGGAGCCUGCGGGCCAGCCUGGAGGAGUACACCCAGAGGAUCUAUGAGCUGAGUGUCCGGACUGAAGCCCUGCAGGAGGAGAUCCAAUGGGAGAUGGCUGAGAGGGCCAAGAGGGGGAAGGAGAUCUCUAUGCCCAGCCCCAUAGAGCUGGAGGACAUGGCCACCAAAAUGAAAAGGGACUUGGAGGCCAAGGUCAAGCAAGGCACCCAGCUGGAAAGCAACUUGGCCAGUGUGGAGAAGGCCCUGGAGGAAGCUGAAAAGAACCUGCAGGCCCAGACCCAAGAGCUGGAGGAGUUAAAUAAGGAGCUGAGGCAGUGCAAUUUGCAGCAGUUUAUUCAGCAGACGGGGGCCACGGUGACCGUCCUGCAGGCCCGGUCCGAGGAGGACGCCCAGCCGGAGCCGAGCCCGUGCGAGCUGCCAGCCUACCGGAGAAACGGAGGUUUUUCUCCCACCGCUGGUACAGACUUGCCUCCCCAGGUCAGCACCAAGCAGCUCCUUGGCCAUCCCAGGACCCUGCCGGAGCCCCUGGUGUCCAGCCUGAACCCCGAGGUUGUAUCAACCAGGCAGAGCAUCUGGAGGUAGAAAGGUCCCAGGCAGUGGAGGAUCAAUUGUCUUCAAAGUGUAACUGUAUAAAUAAACCAUAUUAAAUAUAUAUAUAUAUAUUUUAUAUUUUUUUUACUGCUUUAUAUUGUGAAUGGAUGUGGAUGGCCAGACAGAAUAUUUUUACAGACUGUAAAGUAAAACUAGAGACUGAUCUCACAAAGCAACCCUCUUCCUCUGAGGAUGAAAGCGACUCCCUUCUAUUUUUUUAAGCAGUUUCUAUAUUGAACAGAAAACAGCAGUGCACCCAUUCUGCAUCUCCUCGUCAAAAGAUCCAUCGUGCAUUUGGAAAAGUCAUUGUUGCUUUGACUAGGAGAGCAAAGGUGCAGUGGAGACCCACGAGGAGGCUCACCUGGAUGGAGCAAGUUAACAGAUUUCAAAGCAACUCAUCACUGCAAGUGGGGCCAUGACAAACAGCCUCUUCACUGGCGGCAAGGGAGGCCCAGAAACAGUUUUAAGACAAAUUUCUGGCCCAUCUUUUUUUUAUGUAUAUUAUAAGAAACCUGUAGGAGAAACCACUUUCUAUGGUGCCGCAGACCACGCUUCAAGGAAGCACACAGCAGGAGUUGUUUUUCUUAAAUUCAUUUAAUCUUUCAACUUCUUUUUAAAGUAAAAAAUUGCAGAAUGAGCCCUUCCCCGGUGGUGGUGUGAGUGGGGAGCAGGACCAAAAUACUGUUGGUGACAUUUCCCUGAUAAUUUUUUUUUUAACUCGAUGGCCAGUAGUUACCAUUCUGUUCAUCUGU
Messenger RNA from Camarhynchus parvulus, 2259 nucleotides. It is a transcript of the gene RASSF7, whose product is annotated as Ras association domain family member 7. The coding region runs from base 206 to 1498 and encodes 430 amino acids. The transcript is spliced from 6 exons. Lineage: Eukaryota; Metazoa; Chordata; Aves; Passeriformes; Thraupidae. Gene Ontology annotation, biological process: signal transduction. The record is from RefSeq and is a predicted model, not a curated record.